Messenger RNA from Echinops telfairi (small Madagascar hedgehog), 2289 nucleotides. RefSeq names its product kelch like family member 1 (gene KLHL1). The transcript has 11 exons. Lineage: Eukaryota; Metazoa; Chordata; Mammalia; Afrosoricida; Tenrecidae. Gene Ontology annotation, molecular function: protein binding. The record is from RefSeq and is a predicted model, not a curated record. Bases 27 to 2279 code for a protein of 750 amino acids.
CCCCCUCUGGCUGCCUGGUGGAGAGCAUGUCAGGCUCCGGGCGGAAAGACUUCGAUGUCAAGCACAUCCUGAGACUCCGUUGGAAACUCUUCAGCCACCCUUCGCCCUCCUCUGGGGGGCCGGCGGGGGGCUGCCUGCCCCAGGACGGCGGCGGUGGCUUCGAGCACUGGGGGCCCAGCCAGAGUCGCCUGCUCAAGAACCCUGAGAGAGGCGGUGUAAGCGCCUUCUGGAAGAAAGCUGCUUCCUCCUCCUCCUCUUCCUCCUCGUCUUCCUCCUCCUCGUCGUCCUCCUCUUCCUUCCACCCACUGAAUGGCACAUUGCUGCCCGUGGCCACGCGGCUGCAGCCCGGGGCUCCUGGGCAGGCGCCCCCGCCGGCGGCGCGGACACUGUUCUACGUGGAGUCCAUAGAGGAGGAGGGGGCGCCCGGCAUGGACUUGGCGGGGCCACCGGAGAAAGGGCUGGUCCUGCAAGGGCUCCAAGUGGAGUCCGCCCACACAAGCCAGGCAACAGGUGAAGGAGGUGGACACAGAUUGGCAGCCAACAGCCAUUCUCUGACACCGCAGAGCGACAUGGACUCCAGUAGCUCAGAAGAAUUCUAUCAGGCAGUUCAUCACGCAGAGCAAACCUUCAGAAAGAUGGAAAGUUACCUGAAACAACAGCAGCUCUGUGACGUUAUCCUCAUUGUCGGAAAUCGAAAGAUCCCUGCACAUCGGCUUGUUCUGAGUUCUGUAUCCGACUAUUUUGCGGCCAUGUUCACAAGUGAUGUUUGUGAAGCCAAGCAAGAAGAGAUCAAGAUGGAAGGCAUUGACCCCAAUGCUCUCUGGGACCUCGUCCAAUUUGCAUAUACAGGUUGCUUGGAAUUAAAGGAAGACACCAUUGAGAAUCUUCUUGCGGCAGCAUGUCUUCUUCAACUUCCUCAAGUAGUAGACGUAUGCUGCCACUUUCUCAUGAAGCUUUUACAUCCAUCUAACUGCCUAGGAAUCCGAGCAUUUGCCGAUGCUCAAGGAUGCAUCGAAUUAAUGAAGGUGGCUCAUAGCUACACAAUGGAAAACAUAAUGGAAGUUAUGAGAAAUCAAGAGUUUUUACUCCUUCCAGCUGAGGAACUCCAUAAACUCCUAGCCAGUGAUGACGUUAAUGUUCCUGAUGAAGAAACCAUCUUCCACGCGUUAAUGAUGUGGGUCAAGUAUGACACACAGAGGAGAUGCAAUGACCUCAGUAUGCUACUUGCCUUUAUAAGACUGCCACUACUUCCACCACAGAUAUUGGCUGACCUAGAAAAUCACGCAUUAUUUAAGAAUGAUCUGGAAUGUCAAAAGCUGAUUCUAGAAGCAAUGAAAUACCAUCUAUUGCCAGAAAGAAGGACUUUAAUGCAAAGUCCAAGAACUAAACCAAGAAAAUCUACAGUUGGAACCCUGUAUGCUGUCGGAGGAAUGGAUAACAACAAAGGAGCUACAACCAUUGAGAAAUAUGACCUCAGAACAAAUCUGUGGAUCCAGGCAGGAGUGAUGAACGGCAGGAGGCUGCAGUUUGGAGUGGCCGUGAUUGACGAGAAACUCUUUGUCAUUGGAGGCCGAGAUGGCUUGAAGACUCUGAAUACUGUUGAAUGCUACAAUCCUAAAACAAAGACGUGGACGGUUUUGCCCCCGAUGUCGACACACAGACAUGGUCUCGGUGUCACAGUCCUGGAAGGCCCUAUUUAUGCAGUGGGAGGCCACGAUGGCUGGAGCUAUCUGAACACCGUGGAGAGGUGGGAUCCUCAAGGUCAACAGUGGACAUUUGUAGCCAGUAUGUCAAUUGCUCGAAGCACAGUUGGGGUAGCGGCAUUAAAUGGCAAGUUAUACUCUGUUGGAGGUCGGGAUGGAAGUUCCUGUUUGAGCUCAAUGGAAUAUUAUGAUCCUCAUACCAACAAGUGGAAUAUGUGUGCUCCAAUGUGCAAGAGGCGAGGAGGGGUUGGUGUGGCCACGUGUGAUGGUUUCCUCUAUGCCGUGGGAGGUCAUGAUGCGCCAGCUUCAAAUCACUGUUCCCGACUACUCGAUUAUGUUGAGAGAUAUGAUCCCAAAACAGAUACGUGGACCAUGGUAGCUCCUUUGAGUAUGCCAAGAGACGCAGUUGGGGUCUGUCUCCUUGGUGACAGAUUAUAUGCUGUUGGUGGCUAUGAUGGGCAGACCUAUCUCAACACAAUGGAAUCCUAUGAUCCACAAACUAAUGAGUGGACACAGAUGGCUUCUUUGAAUAUUGGAAGAGCGGGUGCCUGUGUGGUAGUCAUCAAGCAACCUUGAUUUACAAUCA